GGUGGAAAACGAGGAGUUUGUAUAGCCAGAAUGGAAGUUGCCAAAGUAGCCACAAAUCGUCUUCGGGGGAGCGUCGACGUCGACUCUGUUGAAAGCCCCAAAGUUUUCUUCCGCGGUAAGCUUUGACGACGGUGACGAUGGAGCUCACAUAUGGCAUGGCUACAUUUAAGUCUUUUCGGCUCGUGGAGCUGUGGAGCCAUCCGCUGUUUUAGUCGAGAUAACGUUCCCACGACGUCCGGUUGUAGUUUCGGUCAUACUUUGAUAUCGCGCUGGUUACCACCAGCACGCCAGCGACGACCAGGUGUUAGAUACUUCGAAUCUGACCUGCCAAAGUUUGAGUCGUGGCCAUAGUUCACUGUGGAACCGGAGGAUGCUUCCAACGGUAGCGACCAGUUCACCUGAGGCCAGCUAAUCUGACCCCAAACGCGAAUUCAACUGCAACAGAACGUCUCGGGACUUCGCACGACUAUGACCUCACCGGACCGGUCCGGGUUGUCCCAGUACCGGGCUUAGUCUUUUUCCGGCCACUUUACUUCUCAAAUUUAGUGAAUUCGAUAGUACUCUCGGUCGCCCAGUUGAUUCAGUGACUACGCCAUCAAGUAAAUCGCCGAUGAAUGAUAUCAUACGUUACUCGUGGCUCCUAAUUGGUGUAGACAAACUAGACAUUCGAUAGCUUCCAUCCGAAUAGAUAAAAUAAACGUAAAUAAAGUUGUUCCUUGAUAAUGUUCAAAAUUUGGACUAAAGUUAAUAACCGAAGGCGUGAACAGAGCGGAAGUGGUUUAUAGAACGGCAUAUUGGCGGUGGUAUCCUGCGAAUCCUGCUGAAAGGCCUCAUCCUUACAUUAAAACUAGAAGGAUCGAAAAAGAUACUUGUAUCUAUUUUUGAACUAAAAUUCCGGAGACAGUUCGACUUGACCAGAAACAGACUCCAAAACGGCAAAAGAACGCUGACCAGCCGCGCAAAGUGAACGGACCGGGACGACAUCAAGUGCGAUUAUGUAGGCGAAUAAAAAUAUAAAUCAUGUUUUGAGAUUCAUUUCUGCGAUACAAUUUUGCCCGCCACCAACCUGAGCCGCCCCAUAUGAAUAAUGGGACCCACACAUACGAGAGACACACAAAACAUGUCCAAGUCCAAAUCUACGAAAUUUUUUUUCUUCGUCGUCGGGUUUCGGGGGUUAUAAAAUAUACAACUGCGCACAUUUUUAAGUUGCCUCAGUUCAAGCCCAAAAAAAUGUUAAGAUUGUUUUAGUCUUUUCCGCCCCGCAUCGCGGAAAUCUUAGUUUUCCUUCUGAGUUCAUUUCUUAAGUUGUUCCAUUUGCACGAAAACGGAUGUUUAUUUACAAAAGCGUUUGUUUGUUUGAUAAUCUAAUCAUCUGUGCGACAGUGACGGUAUAAGUUUUCUGGAUUAGAUACGGAUUGAAGAUGACCCGCUGGAAGAGUGUCCUACUAGUGACCAGCAACGCGGAAGGUGCACUAAGUGAACAAUUUUCAUGCGUAAAGACUUGCCGGACUAGCGACCCUUUAAAUCUAACGCCUAACUCGAUUUUUAAUAGAAUUAAGACCCAAAAACAUAGAAAUGAUCCUAGAGACAGCCCCCAUCGCAAAAUUACCAUAAAACCCGCUCAAACGGAAAGUUCUCAAAAACUGGUGGCCAGAUUAUCUGUACAAGUGCAGAACGGAUUUCCGCCUCCUUACUUCCAGCAAAUUGAGAAAAGCUGGCGGGGGCGGGGGUUGGUGAGACCGCAGCGGUGCUUUUUCAAACCUUUUCCAUACAAGCCAGUAAUCAUUGACAACGCGCUCUAUAACUACAUCAAUGCGUAAACCGAAAAAAUGCCGCUCAGAAUUCAGGUAAG
This is a messenger RNA of Hermetia illucens (black soldier fly), 1852 nucleotides long. RefSeq lists its product as uncharacterized. NCBI's taxonomy places the organism in Eukaryota, Metazoa, Arthropoda, Insecta, Diptera, Stratiomyidae. The record is from RefSeq and is a predicted model, not a curated record. The transcript is spliced from 2 exons. The coding region runs from base 1422 to 1820 and encodes 132 amino acids.